GCCGACUUUUUCAUGAGUCCAUUCAUUGACAGCCUCAAUGACAGGUCAGGUGUCGAUUGCAUGUAACACAUGCACGAGUCAACAAUGAAUGGACUCAUGAAUUCUCUCCCACAUGCAACCAGCCCCACACCCCUUCAUGCCUUGACGAGCCCCCUUGCCUUGGGGAAGGCCUUGACGUCAUCCGCAGCCCUCUCGUCCUCGCGCGGAUCAAAUCCGAGCAUACCGCCUGUCAGUCAGGACACACAAACACAUGCACACAGAGAGAGAGAGCAUACUGUGGCUGGUGGCUGACGUACUGGCGGGGUCGGCCUCCUUCAUGCCCCGCCCUUUGCGUGAGGCGGUGCCCGGCCGCUUGGACCCUGAACCUCCUGACACUACACGACGCUUCUCGCUACGCUUCUGAAUCGACAAUAGACCGACCGCACAGACGAUAUUGAUCAGAUGACGUGUGAGGUGCAAGAUCUUGCCUACCGCACUGCCGCUGCCGCCCGCGGCUGAUGGCGGUCUGUCGUUGCGCACGGCCCCACCGUCAUCCGUGUACGAGUAAUAGACACUACGCUCGAAGUCACUGUAUGGACAACGACACAACAAACACAGCCACCAACGGAGAGGAUGCCCCAAUCUCCAUCGCUGGAUGAAUGGGGGGCAUUUUCUGUGUGUGCGUACGUGAAUGGCAGCCCAGUGGCGUCAUCUGCAUCGUUAAGGGCCGCAUCUAACGCCGCCUGGAUGCUGAUAAAGUCAGGCACAAGACAAGAGAUCAUUCCAGUACGUUUGGUCAUUCGUGUGUGUGUGUGUGUGUGUGUGUGUAUACUUUUCGGGCAUGACUUGCUGCCCCUGGACGUCGGCCCAGUCAGAUGUGGUGCGAUCGGGGAGGUCCAAAUCGUUAGCGAUGAUGUUGUCAUAGCGAUACCUAACACGCCAACACCGACACACACACGAGUGGCAGUGCAGUGCUCUAAGGUGUAUGGUGCGCGCCACUUCUGUCAUUUACUCUUUACCGUGGAUUUGUGCCGGCAAUGGCGAGUAGUCUCGCCUGCUCGCUCGUGGGACGCGGGAGGCCCAAGGCAGACCCGGGACGCUUGGGACGCCUGACAAACACACACAGACAGACGUGCUGUAUGUCUCCUGCAUUACGUGGUGUGGUGGAUGUGUAGUGGGUACAUGUUGUUUCCGGCGAACUCGAGUCUGCUGAUGACCCACUCGUCCUCCUCAGCGUCCCACUGGGCACGCUGCUCUAUGCGCUGACACACACACACACACACACACACAUGGACAGGGAUGCGUGUGUGGCUGUGCUGUGCUGUGCCAGCUCUUCAUGUGUGUGGAUGCCUACAUGGUACUCUUCCUCCGGCACGAAGUGUGUGAGAAUGACGUUCUUGAGUUUGAGCUCCUUGGUGAGGUCGCGGAUGCUCUCCAACAUGUCCUCACGCUCCUGCUGAAACUCCUGCAAGGCGACACACAUACACACACACACAGACGCAAAGAUGUCGGCUGUGUUGUCGGCAUGCCUGGGUUUGUUGACCUGCUGCAAGUCCUCUAUCUCAUUGGAUGCGGCCUUGUACUUCUUCCACAGCUUCUCCAGCUUGUUCGUCAGCUUCGAUAUGUGCUCCUCCUGACAGACAGACAGACACACACACACAAACAGAACGAGUGGACGGACAUCAGCCAGCCAAGUGUGUGAGACGCAUGUGUGUAGGUUACCUACCUGUGAGUUGUACUUCUCCACUAGUAGCAGUUUUUCCUCCUGCUCUGCCUCACGCUGACGAUGCAGCUGAGACUCUGACCGAGAAAUAAGCACCCACAUACACACGCACCCAGAGUAGGCAGAUCGUUGUCUUGAUCUUUUCCGCGUUGGCGUACCCCUUUUCCUCCUCUCUUCGAUUUCGAUUUGCGCCUUUUUGAGUUCCUGCUCCUGCUGCAGGGCCUGCUGCAUGACCUGUGUGCCCUGCAGCAUCUUGGCCUCCAUCGCCUUCAACUUGCCCAGCAACGCCUCCUGAGCCUGUCGCAUGGCCGAUCAGAUUACACACACAGACAGGUCAGGAGAUGAUUGAUGUGUGUGUAUUGUAUUGUGUGUCUGGGUGGUGCGUGGCGUGCAUUGCAUACCCUCUUGUGCUCCUCUUCCUGCUCUUCUCUGGACUUGAGUUCCUCCAUCAGCCGACGGCGCUCCUCCUCUGCCAAGUUCUUCUGCUGCUCUAUCGCCUGCACCAGGCAGGCAGGCACAUCACAAACCACACAGACAGACAAAUGACGAGUGCCCACUCCGUUCGUUGUUCUUGUUUGUUUCUUUUGUGUUGGUACGUACGUGUCUUUCGUCUUCGAAUUGUUUCUGUAUGGCCUCCCGCUCGAGGUGCAGGUUCUCCUGCAUGCGCUUGAUCUCGUCCUCAGACGGCCCCUCACGCACCACCUUCUCCACAACCUUCUCGACAACUACCUGCUUCUCUACCACACCUGCACGCAUGGAUAUACACAUUCGGAGACAGAGACAUUGAUGUUGUCAGCGCGUGUUGGGGGGAGGGUUGUGUGUGAGAGAGUACCCCCUGCGCCGCCCCUAGAUUCGAGUUCGGCUUUGAGCCUUGCGAUUUCCUCCUGGAACUCGCGGAUCAUAGCGUCCUUGGGGUCCUCGUUGAUGCGGGGCUUGUUCUUGAUGCUCUUGGCGCGAUACGCAUACCUUAUCGACCAAACACAGACAGAGAGACGACACAGAGAGGAAUUCGCGUCCGGUGCACGACUGGCUGACGUCUGUUUUGACAAACCUGAGCGUGCUGAGCGUUUCGUCAUAGUUGUAGUCGGCCGGUCCGAUCUGUGCGAUCAUGACGGUCUUGGUGUUGCCGCCGAGUGAGUCCUGCAGCAGCCGGGUGAGCUUCGAGUCGCGGUAGGGCACAAACCCGUGGGGCGACUUGCUGUCAACCAACGCUGAGAUGACGUGACCUGCACACACAGAGAGAGGCGACACAGAUGACCAGACACGUGAGUGGUUGUGUGUGCGUCGGUCAGUUAGUGUGUCAAGGAAUGGCACACCGAGUGCAGAGAGGGAGAGGUUGAUCUUGGUGGCCUCCUUGAGUGUGUCGCCCGUCGACCCCGUCUUGCUCUGCCUGCACACACACACACACACACACGUGUAUAGUCAGUCACGGCCUGUCUCUGUGUCUGUCUGUGUGUGCGUAGAGAUGGAUGGAUGUACCUCUCCGAGCCGGCCAGGUCGACCAUGUUAAGCUUGCCGGCCCGUAUGUGGCUCUUGCCGUCGGGCCCCACCUCAAACGACUCUAUCGUGAUCGUGAAGAUCGAAUGAGACCUGCGAAGACACGACAGACGCACACAGGACGGCAGCCAGGAAUUGUGUGGAUGGAAUGUGUGGAGGUGUGGCUGACAGCGCAGCUACCUGGAUGACUCGAUGUUCAUGAGGGUGGCGCCGACGGACCUAUUCUUCUGACCAGCCAUCUGCACGCAGCAACACACAACACACAACACACAACACACAACACACAACACACAAAGCAGGAAGACAACUGACUGACACGCGUGAAGAAUGUAAGGUCUGUCUGUCUUGUCGCCAUCUUACCAUAACUUGCCGCAUCUCAGAUACGUCCUUGACGACAAACGUGGACAAAUCCUGCAGGCAGACCAAGCACCAAAGCAGCACAAACAAAUCCACACACAUCCAUCCAUCCAUCCAUCCAUUGUUGUGUGAGCUAUCCAGCCGCGCCGUCUGACCUUGACGUAGACGCCAUGGUCUGUGUGGUCUUUGAGCUCCAGCUUCUCCUUCGGAUUCUUGGACAGCAAAUCGCGGAUCUGACCACAGAUAGACAGACCGAGGGAGGGAGGGAGGGAGGGAUACAGACGUGAUAUGCCCAGGAUUGUGUGCCCAUUCAUUCUCACCCACCUCUUCAUUGUAUAUCUCCAGGAAGGACGCCCGCACAAGAAAUUUCUGCGCGUACGCAUCGCAUGCCAGAGGAGAGAAAUGGUCAGUCAGUCAGUCAGUCAGUGGAUCCGCCCCCCUCCUGUUUCUUUCUUUCUUUCUUUCUUUGGCUCACUGACUGACCUUGUCUGUGGUGACGUUGAUGUCGUUGAAGAUGUGCUCAAAGGCACGGGGGAUCACCCCACGGACCUCUGACCAUCCAAUCCAACACGUACACACGACACGCAACAGAAGGCAAGCAGACAGACAGGCGGGCAGCACCAAUCCAUCCAUCAACCCAUCCUCUCUAUGAUUAAACUAUCCAUCCAUUCCCUUCACCUGGCGGUUUGUCGGGCCCGACCAUGGUGUAGGUCUUGCCCGUCCCCGUCUGCCCGUAGGCGAAGAUCGUCCCGUUGUACCCCUCCAUGACGCUCUCCACUAUGGAGAAGGCCGUCUCGUCGUAUAUCUGCUGCUGCGUGGAGCUGCACGGACGCACACACAUACGCAUACACAUGACCGUCCCAUGGUUUGUGGUGUGGGGCUCGCUCACUUCCAGUCGUAGACGGCGUCGUAUGUGAAGUCCUUGGUGGCAUCCCGCCCGCCGGACCCCUUGAACACCGUCACCAUGGCGUUCUUGACGUCCAUCUCCACCACACGCACACGCCCGUCCGCCACCUCCUGCUCGCUCAUCGGCCGACACCUGCACACAUCAAAAACACGCCACAAACAAGGCCAUUUCACACGAUUUGGAGGGCAUCGGAGUGUAUUCUCCGCCAGAGCGUCGGUGUGUUGCCCUGUGUUCACCUGAUGAUGACCCGCACGCAUUCGGCUUUGUUGGAGAGGGCCAUUUCUGAAUCUGCUGGCUAUUCGACGGCAAAAGAGGAACUUUGAUGGAGGGAAAACAGCCGACUACUGAUCUAUGGAGCGCUCCCGCGUAGUCGGCA
Messenger RNA from Vitrella brassicaformis, 4839 nucleotides. Lineage: Eukaryota; Vitrellaceae. The record is from the annotation of a GenBank genome assembly.